AUGGAUCUUUUCAAGUCACAACUAUCAACAAGAAUGACCACCACCAAUACUACCACCACCGAUUCCACUUCCACCACUCAUUCCCAUCGUUCGACCUCCAGCAUACAAAUUGUGGUCGAUUCCUUCCUCAAGCAAGUUCAACAAUACAGUGGCAUUGCUUUUAGUUUUUUCCUUUCGUUACAUCUUAUGAAUACCAUGACAGCCAUCCUCUCACAACAGACCUAUGACUCAAUGCAACAAUUAUUGAGAAGAUUCUAUCGUCCACAAUGGUUGUUGGGAGAUUAUGCAGAAUAUUAUGUGGUGUUGGGUCCUCUUGCUUUGCACAUGUUGAGUGGAGUGAGUCGUCGUUUAUUCACACGUCGUCGAAUUUUCAUCUCUCGAAAGAAGAUCCACCAAACAAAUUCCGAUGAAGAAGAAUGGAUCCAAACCAAAUCAUUGACAUCAUCUAAUGAAGAAGAAAGGAUCCAUUCCAAGUCAUUGUCAUUAUCCACUGAAACAGUCAUUACCAAAAUGUCCCAUUUCUUCAAUUCAUUCAUUUCUUCCAAAAUUUCAACAUUUUUGAAAAGAAUUUUCAAUGAACCUUUACAAUUACAUCGUAUUGCAGGAUACAUCUUGAUCAUCUUAAUGCCCAUUCAUGUGACUACCACUCGAUGGACCUAUCCCAUCAAUUCUGAAUUUUCACAAGUCACUUUUUCAAUGGAAAGAAAACCAGGAAUGGCCAUCAUGUUACCUUAUUAUACCAUCAUGUUAGUGAGUGGAGUGUAUCAUUUGUGUUAUGGAUUGAAUGCUGCUCUAUUUUCUUAUCAAUGUUCAAAAAAACGUUUAUUUACCAUAUUUGGAAUGGUGUUGAUAUUGGCUUUUAUUGGAUUGUUAGGAGCAGGAGGAGUGUUGUAUCCAGAUCGAAUUGAUCGAACGAAUUAUGUGAUGUGGGAACAACUAUAA
Molecule: messenger RNA, 942 nt
Organism: Naegleria fowleri
Lineage: Eukaryota; Heterolobosea; Eutetramitea; Acrasida; Naegleriidae
Exons: 1
Coding region: 1-942 (313 amino acids)
Biological process (GO): lipid homeostasis
Cellular component (GO): membrane
Source: RefSeq, a predicted model, not a curated record